Misgurnus anguillicaudatus (oriental weatherfish) is the source of this 6817-nucleotide messenger RNA. The record is from RefSeq and is a predicted model, not a curated record. NCBI's taxonomy places the organism in Eukaryota, Metazoa, Chordata, Actinopteri, Cypriniformes, Cobitidae.
UGUGUGCAGUAAGACCCUGUGCUGUGGCACCGUGGGCCAGGCAUGGGGUCAUUCAUGUGAGCUGUGCCCACUUCUCAGCUUGCCCUGCAGCAGAGGAUUCACCCCAAACACUCGGACAGGAGUGUGCCAAGAUGUUGAUGAAUGUAAGUAUAUACCUGAUCUGUGUAAAGGAGGCAGAUGUAUAAACACAGCAGGUUCGUAUCAGUGCAGAUGUACGGUGGGAUAUCAUCAGGAUAUGACUUCACUCAUGUGUCAGGAUGUGGAUGAAUGUUCCAGUGUUAAUCCUGGUGUAUGUGAUGGAGGAUACUGCAUUAAUACACCAGGCAGUUACUCAUGUGUGUGUCCCGCUGGAUAUCUUCUGUCUACAGACCGGACACGCUGCCUUGAUCCACACGCUGGCAUCUGCUUCACGUCUGUGGUUCAUGGACGUUGUGUUCAGGAGCUGAGUGGACGCUUCAGUCGAACCCAAUGCUGCUGUGACCACGGCCGCUGCUGGAGUCAUGAGAAAUGUCCUGUACCAGGAUCAGAUGAAUACUUCAGAAUGUGUCUGGUGGGCUCUGCUCUCACAGGAUAUAAUGAAGAAGAUCCUGAUCUGAGUCUUCAUUCAUUGGACAAUGAACAAAAAACACCUCCGGUUCAUGAGAUUCCUCAUAUGCCUCAAAUUCUCCAUCAGGAACAGAGACCAGAGCGACCUCUCUUCAGUAUGAAUGAUACAGUGAACAGAUGCCGUCUUUUUCCUAACCUGUGUCUGAAUGGACGCUGUGUACCUGUGGGUUCAGCCUACCGCUGUGACUGUAACAUUGGAUACAGAGAAAACCACAGGGGAGAAUGUUCAGAUGUGGAUGAGUGUGCAUCUGAUCCCUGUACUAAUGGAAACUGUGUGAACACACUGGGCUCUUAUCACUGCACCUGUCACGUCGGCUACAUCAGAGCUCCAGACAAACACAUCUGCAUUGACAAUGAUGAGUGUCUUCAGAAUGCAGUGCUUUGUAAGAACGGACGCUGUGUGAACACCGAAGGAAGUUUUCAAUGCAUCUGUAAUGCAGGAUUCAAUCUCUCACCUGAUGAGAGAAACUGUGUGGAUCAUGAUGAAUGUGCCAGCACAAACAUGUGUCUCAAUGGGAUGUGCAUCAAUGAAGAUGGCAGCUUUAAGUGUUUGUGUAAACCUGGAUUUACCCUAAAUCCUAGUGGACAAUACUGUACAGAUAUGGAUGAGUGUCAGACUCCAGGUGUGUGUAUAAACGGACGCUGUGUGAACACUGAAGGCUCUUUCAGGUGUGAUUGUUCUGCAGGUCUUACUGUAGGACUAGAUGGACGCACCUGUGUAGACACACACGUGCGCAGCAGCUGUUAUGGAGCUAUUAAAAGAGGUUUGUGUUUUCGACCCUUGCAGCGAGCUGUUACUAAAUCCCAGUGUUGCUGUGCCAGCACUGAAUAUGCCUUCGGUGAGCCGUGCCGUCCCUGCCCUGCCAGAAACUCAGCUGAGUUUCAGGCAUUGUGUGCGGCUGGUGUUGGAUUUUCUGCUGAUGGAACAGACAUUAAUGAGUGUAUUCUGGAUCCUGAUGUCUGCUCUAAUGGACUGUGUGAAAAUCUCAGAGGAAGCUUUCGUUGUGUUUGCAACAUCGGAUAUGAAAGCGAUCAGAACGGAAAGAGCUGUCUGGAUAUUGAUGAAUGUGUUGUGAACAGUCGUCUGUGUGAUAACGGUCUUUGCCGAAAUGUUCCUGGCAGUUAUAGCUGCUCUUGUCCCUCUGGAUUCACCUUCAGACGUGAUACAGAGACGUGUGAGGAUGUGAAUGAGUGUGUGAGGUCUCCAUGUGUUAAUGGCGUUUGUAAGAACAGUGCCGGAUCUUUCACCUGUCAGUGCUCACUGGGAAGUAAACUGGACUCAACUGGACUCAUAUGUGUCGACACUAUGAAGGGCUCUUGCUGGUUAACUCUCCAGGACGGUCAUUGUGAAGUCAAUGUUAAUGCAGACACGCUGAGAUCUGAAUGUUGUGCUACACUGGGAUCGGCUUGGGGCAGUCCAUGUGAACCAUGCCAAACCGAUCCUGUAUGUGAAAAAGGAUUUGCUCGACCAAAAGGCUCCAUAUGUGAAGAUGUGAAUGAGUGUGAAGUGUUUCCCGGUGUGUGUCGUGAUGGUUAUUGUAUAAACACCAGAGGAUCUUUUGAGUGUCAGUGUUCUGAUGGUUUGGUGUUAGAUGUUACGAGACGUCUCUGUGUGGACAUUCGUUCAGAGUCCUGUUACAUGACAUACGAUGAAGAUGCGUGUACGCAGCCGGUCCCUGGACGUUUUCGUAUGGAUGUGUGUUGUUGUACGGUGGGGUUGGCCUGGGGUAAAGACUGUGAGUUAUGUCCAGAGCCCGGCACAAAACGGUAUAGCGCUCUGUGUCCGAGAGGACCGGGAUUUGCUAACAAAGGGGAAGUGCUCACCAACAGACCUGUCUAUAAAGACAUCAAUGAGUGUAAAGUGUUCAGCAGCAUCUGUACUUAUGGAAAAUGCCGGAAUACCGUGGGAAGCUUCCGAUGUCGUUGUGACAGUGGGUUUGCGCUGGAUAUGAAUGAACGAAACUGCACGGAUAUUGAUGAGUGUAUUAUUUCCCCUGAUGUGUGCGCUCAUGGGACGUGUGUUAACACACUGGGCAGUUUUCAAUGUGAAUGUUUUCCCGGCUAUGAGAGUGGAUUUAUGAUGAUGAAGAACUGCGUAGAUAUUGAUGAAUGUGAGCGAGACCCUUCUCUCUGCAGUGGAGGUGUUUGUGAAAACACUGAUGGUGGCUUUCAGUGUUUGUGUCCAGCUGGUCUUCAUCUGUCUGUUGACGGCAGCGUCUGUGAAGAUAUAAAUGAGUGUGAGUCCAAUCCAACACUGUGUCAUAAUGGCAGAUGUGUGAAUAUAAUGGGGACGUACCAGUGUACCUGUAGCUCCGGUUACCAAACAACACCUGACAGAAAAGAUUGCACAGAUAUAGAUGAGUGUACUAUAGAGAACGGAGGAUGUGAGCUGUACUGCAGUAAUACAGAGGGAAGUUAUCUCUGCAGCUGCAGUCAGGGUUACGCACUGACCCCAGAUCAGCGCACAUGUGCAGAUGUGAAUGAAUGUGAAGAAGAUGUUGAUAUCUGUGAAGGUGGUCAGUGCGUUAAUGUUCCUGGAGAAUAUCACUGUCUGUGUUAUGAAGGAUUUAUGGCAUCUUUGGACAUGAAGACGUGUGUCGAUGUGAAUGAGUGUGAAGUCAAGACAAAUAUCUGUAUGUUUGGGGAGUGUGAGAACAUCAAGGGCUCUUUCAUCUGUCAUUGUGAGAUGGGUUACUCGGUAAAGAAAGGAACCUCGGGUUGCACUGAUGUUGAUGAGUGUGAGAUGAACGCUCAUGACUGUGAUACACACGCUUCAUGUGUUAACACUGAAGGACAUUACUACUGUUCCUGUAUAGACGGAUGGUCAGGUGAUGGGCUCACAUGUGCUGAUAUAGAUGAGUGCAUGGAGAGAUCACAAGUCUGCAGUUCAGAUGCUGAAUGUGUGAACACUAUUGGCUCGUACCUCUGUCAGUGUUCACAUGGCUUCACUGGAGAUGGAUUCACCUGCUCAGAUAUGGACGAGUGUGCAGAUGAUGUAGAUCUGUGUGAAAAUGGUCAGUGUUUGAAUGUUCCUGGUGGAUAUCGCUGUGAAUGUGAGAUCGGCUUUACACACACUCCUAACAGCAGAACCUGUCGAGAUAUAGACGAGUGCUCUUUUAAAAACAUCUGUGUGUUCGGCACAUGUCAGAAUAUCCCGGGAAUGUUUCGCUGUAUCUGUGAUGAUGGAUAUGAGCUGGACAGCACAGGUGGAAACUGCACAGAUGUGGAUGAGUGUGUGGAUCCUCUCAGAUGUGUUAAUGGUCAUUGUAAGAACACAGCCGGUUCAUAUCGGUGUAUCUGUCCCACUCACUUUCAGCUUAACCCCACUGGAGUCGGCUGUGUUGACACACGAGCUGAGAGCUGUUUUCUGGAUGCGGCAUCUCGUGGACGCAGCGGGUUGAUGUGCGAUGGUGAGGUGGGCUUUAGAGUCAGCCGUUCGUCGUGUUGUUGUUCCCUGGGACGAGCGUGGGGGAAACCCUGUGAUCUCUGUCCUCAACUCAACACCUCGGAUUAUAACUCACUUUGUCCUGGAGGAGAAGGAUUCAGACCAAACCCCAUCAGUAUCAUCCUGGAAGACAUUGAUGAAUGUCUUGAGCUGCCCGGUCUGUGUCAGGGUGGAGACUGUAUCAAUACCUUUGGCAGUUUUCAUUGUGACUGUCCAAGUGGAUUCUCCCUUAACCCAGACACUCGCUUCUGUGAGGACAUUGAUGAGUGUUUGUUCAGGCCUGAGGUUUGUGGUCCAGGCACCUGCUACAACACAUUGGGCAACUACACAUGUGUCUGUCCACAGGACUACAUACAAGUGAAUGGAGGAAACAGCUGCAUGGAUAUGAGGAAGAGCUUGUGCUAUCGUGAAUAUAAAUCCUCCACCUGUAAACACCAGCUUACCUUUAACACCACACAGAGACUCUGCUGCUGCGCCUACAAUGUGGGCAAAGCCUGGAGUAAACCGUGCCAGUCCUGCCCGAUUCCUGGCACAGGAGGCUUUCGAAGUCUUUGUGGUGGGGUGACUGGUUUCAAGAUUGACUUUGAAACAGGAAAACCGAAAGAUAUUGAUGAAUGUCGUGAAAUCCCUGGCAUCUGUGCUCAUGGUUUGUGUAUCAAUCAUAUCGGCAGUUUCCGCUGUGAAUGUCCCACAGGAUUCAAUUACAAUGACCUGCUGAUCACCUGUGAAGACAUUGAUGAAUGCAGCAGUCUGGGUCGUGUAUGUCAGAGAAAUGCAGACUGCAUCAACAGUCCAGGCAGUUACCAGUGUGAAUGUUCUGAUGGAUAUAUACUCUCACCAAACGGAGCCUGUACUGAUCGUAAUGAGUGUGUGGAGACACCCGGUGUGUGUCAUCAUGGAGAUUGUGUGGACCUUCCAGGAGGAUAUGAAUGUGUCUGUCACAACGGCUUCAUGGCAACACCAAACCGCAGGAUGUGUACAGAUGUGGAUGAGUGUCUACGACAGCCGUGUGGAAACGGCACAUGUAAAAACUCUGUGGGCUCUUUUAACUGUAUCUGCCAUCCUGGAUUUCAGCUCACCCUUAAUAACUACUGUACAGACAUUGAUGAGUGUGAAGUGUUUCAUGGACAGCUGUGCAGGAACGGUCAGUGUGUUAAUAAUGUUGGAUCCUUCAAGUGUCACUGUAAAGACGGUUAUGAACUCACUUCUGAUGACAAGAACUGUAGAGAUAUUAAUGAGUGUCUAAAGAGUCCAGGGACGUGUGCUCCAGGAUCAUGUCUGAAUCUGGAUGGAUCUUUCACAUGUGUCUGUCCCGAAGGUUUUAUUACCCACAAUCAUCUCUGUGUAGAUGUGAAUGAGUGUUCAGAGGACUCGGCGGUUUGUCUGUAUGGCUCUUGUUUUAAUACUUUAGGAAGUUUUGAAUGUGUAUGUAAACCUGGAUUUGUGCUGUCAGAAGAUAAACGUCACUGUUAUGACACUAGAGAGAGUUUCUGUUUCACACACUUUGAGAUGGGCAGAUGUUCAGUACCGCAAGCCUUUAACAGCAGCAAAGCUAAGUGCUGCUGCAGCAUCAUGACCAAAGAGGGCUGGGGUGACCCAUGUGAACUCUGUCCUAAAGAACAGGAUGCUGGAUUUCUGGACCUGUGUCCGUUUGGUCAUGGCAUCAUUCCUGGGGUCGGUGACACACGUGUUGACAUAAAUGAGUGUGUGGAGAACCCUGAGGUGUGUGUGAACGGUCACUGUAUUAACACGGAUGGAUCUUUCCGCUGUGAAUGUCCUGCCGGAUACACACUCGACUACACAGGAACACGCUGUGACGAUAUGGAUGAAUGUUCAGUGGGAAACCUGUGUGGAAACGGCACAUGCUCAAAUGUGUUUGGAGGAUUCGAGUGUCUAUGUGAGGAAGGAUUUGAGCCUGGACCAAUGAUGAGCUGUGAAGAUGUGAAUGAAUGUGCUCAGAAUCCCUUGCUCUGUGCGUUUCGCUGCAUUAAUACUUUCGGCUCAUAUGAAUGCGGCUGUCCGUCCGGUUACACGCUGAGAGAAGACAGACGCAUGUGUCAAGAUGUAGAUGAGUGUACAGAAGAUCUUCAUGACUGUGACUCCAGAGAAAUGAAGUGUAAAAAUUUAAUCGGCACCUUCAUGUGUGUUUGUCCUGUGGGAAUGAUCCGCAGAAUGAAUGAUGAGAUGAAAAUGAAUGUCUUACUCAACCCGGGGUCUGUGAGAAUGGCAGAUGUGUUAACACUGUCGGCAGCUACACGUGUGAGUGCAACACAGGGUUCAAACCUGACACAACUGCGACUCAAUGCCUCGACUACAGGCAAGGGUUUUGUUUCACUGACGUUCUCCACAAGAUGUGUCAGAUGUCAUCCAGGAGUCUCACACCUGUCAGCAGAUCUCAGUGUUGUUGUAAUGGAGGUCAGGGAUGGGGAAACCAAUGUGAACUGUGUCCUCUGCCUGAUACCAGCAGCUAUAAGAGACUCUGUCCGUAUGGAGCGGGCUAUACUACAGACGGAGCAGAUAUUGAUGAAUGUAAAGUCAUUCCAGAUGUUUGUGUGAAUGGCAGAUGUAUGAACAUCAUGGGCUCAUACAGAUGUCACUGUAAACCAGGAUUCAUCUCAACUACUGCAGGGACUGCGUGUGUUGAUGUGGAUGAAUGCGGGAUGUCCCCAAAACCCUGUAACUUCAUCUGUCAGAACACAGAAGGCAGCUACAUGUGUUCAUGUCCACGUGGUUAUACGCUUCAGGACGACAGCAGGACGUGUCGAG